Molecule: messenger RNA, 1464 nt
Organism: Metschnikowia bicuspidata var. bicuspidata NRRL YB-4993
Lineage: Eukaryota; Fungi; Ascomycota; Pichiomycetes; Serinales; Metschnikowiaceae
Gene: PRB1
Product: Prb1p
Exons: 2
Coding region: 1-1464 (487 amino acids)
Biological process (GO): proteolysis
Molecular function (GO): serine-type endopeptidase activity
Source: RefSeq, a predicted model, not a curated record
AUGAGCCAGCUCUGUGAAUGGCUUCUUACCUUUCUGGGGCAUUCUAAGUCUAUUAUUCGGCAUUCAUUAUCCCCCCUCUUGGCUUGCUCGAGUGCCUUGCUCAUCCCACAUUUGAACAAUAUGGGCAAUUUGGAGCAUAUUUUCUCGCUCAAAGAAAACAAGGACACGCCAGGUGAAACGCCCCAUGAGCCUAUCUCGCCAAAGCCCGCUCCAAAGCUGGCUGCCCCAAUUUGCGGCGGCUCGAAUGUGGUACCUCAACUGUAUAUUGUUGUGCUCAAACACGGAUUUGAAGAUAGUGCUUAUGACUCCCAUAAUGAAUGGGUCAACGACCAUCUCUCUGCGAUGGCAAAGAGAGAUGUCAUUUCCGACUUGCGGGACGAAGCUUUUAACUUGGUUGAAAAGGCUCUCAAGUUUGUGAGUAUUCCUUCCUUCAGAGGCUACGUCGGCUACGUGCCUCCCGCAUUAUUGGAAAUCCUUAGAACCAACCACAUGGUUGACUUCAUCGAACAAGACUCCAUCAUGCACAUCAACGAAUUUGAUACCCAAAGUGAUGCUCCUUGGGGCUUGGCCCGUGUUUCCCUGCGUGAAUUAUCUCAACCCGCCGCCACAGAAUAUCUCUACGACGAUGAGGGUGGAAAAGGUGUCACGGCUUACGUGAUUGACACUGGCAUCAAGGUGGCACACCCCGAUUUCGAGGGCAGAGCUGUUUGGGGUGACGCGGUGGCUUUCCCCAAGGUUCGCAUUGACGCACACGGCCAUGGCAGUCAUGUCGCUGGAACCAUUGGCGGAAAAACUUACGGUAUUGCGAAGAAUGUGGACUUGGUUGCUGUUGGUGUCAUGAAUCUCUUGGGCAGUGGAACCACGUCCGAUAUCAUCAAGGGCAUUGAGUUUGUCGUGAAAGACCAUCAAGCAAAGGUGGAUGCUAAACAAAAGGGAUACAAGGGUGCCACCAUCAACAUGUCUAUCGGUGGAGGUGCUUCGGAAGCUUUGGAUUUGGCUGUGAAUGCCGCCACAUCGGCCGGCUUACAUGUUGCCGUGGCUGCUGGAAAUGAAAACCAAGAUGCUUGUAGUGUCUCUCCCGCUAGAGCCAGCGGCCCAAUCACUGUCGGUGCCACAGACAACUCCGAUCAAAAAGCCGAAUUUUCCAAUUGGGGCAAGUGCGUUGACAUCCAGGCACCAGGAGUGGAUAUCACUUCCGUGGGCAUUUGGCUGGAGACUCAAACCAUGUCGGGUACCUCAAUGGCAGCUCCACACGUGACUGGUUUGUUGUCUUACUUGUUGUCUUUGCAGCCUGAGCUUGAUUCAGAAUUCUCUUCCAAAAAUCUCGUGACUCCGGCUGAGUUGAAGAGAAGAUUCCUCAAGUUUGGCACCAGAAAUGUGGUGAGUGGACUCGACCGGGAAAGUCCUAACAUUCUCGCCUACAAUGGUGCAGGUCAAGAUCUCUCCGAAUUCUGGAAAUUCUAA